AUGGAAUCAAUCGGAGUUCUGAUGAUGUGCCCGGCGAAUCCCUACCUAGAAGAAGAAUUAGACAAGCGUUUCAAGUUGUUCCGGUAUUGGAAACUUCCUCAGCCGCAGCAAUUCAUCAAAGAAAACUCCAAUUCAAUCAAGGCUGUCGUCGGGAACGCGUUUGCCGGGGCUGACGCCGACCUGAUUGAAUCGCUUCCUAAGCUUGAGAUUGUGUCGAGUUUCAGUGUGGGUUUGGAUAAGAUUGAUUUGAACAAGUGCAGGGAGAAGGGGAUAAGGGUCACCAACACUCCUGAUGUGUUGACUGAGGAUGUUGCCGACCUCGCAAUCGGGUUGAUGCUGGCCGUUCUGAGGAGGCUUUGCGAAUGCGAUCGUUAUGUGAGAAAAGGGUUGUGGAAAAACGGCGAUUUCAAACUCACUACCAAGUUUACAGGAAAAUCAGUGGGUAUCAUAGGUUUAGGGAGAAUUGGCACCGCAAUUGCUAAAAGAGCUGAAGCAUUUGACUGCCCAAUCAGCUACUACUCAAGAUCAGAGAAACCUGACACAAAAUACAAGUAUUAUCCAAGUGUUGUUGAGUUGGCUUCCAACUGCCAAGUUCUUGUCGUCGCAUGUCCACUGACUCCUGAAACUCGCCAUAUUGUCAACCGUAAAGUAAUCGAUGCCUUGGGACCAAAGGGAGUUCUCAUUAACAUCGGAAGGGGCCCCCAUGUUGAUGAAGCCGAGCUGGUUUCUGCUCUUGUUGAGGGUCGAUUGGGAGGAGCUGGGCUUGAUGUGUUUGAAAAGGAACCUGAAGUACCUGAGCAGCUCUUCGACCUGGAAAAUGUAGUCUUACUGCCCCAUGUUGGCAGUGGCACAAUGGAAACGCGCACCGAUAUGGCGAACCUUGUCCUAGGGAACCUGGAAGCUCAUUUUCUGAGCAAACCCCUGUUGACUCCUGUAGUAUAG
Oldenlandia corymbosa var. corymbosa is the source of this 942-nucleotide messenger RNA. The record is from the annotation of a GenBank genome assembly. NCBI's taxonomy places the organism in Eukaryota, Viridiplantae, Streptophyta, Magnoliopsida, Gentianales, Rubiaceae.